This is a messenger RNA of Myodes glareolus (Bank vole), 2120 nucleotides long. Lineage: Eukaryota; Metazoa; Chordata; Mammalia; Rodentia; Cricetidae. The record is from RefSeq and is a predicted model, not a curated record.
CUCCCAGGCGGGAACAGAACAGGCGGUGCCCAGGCAGCUGCGGAGCCAUGGACGGCAGCGGGCCUUUCAGCUGCCCCAUCUGCCUGGAACCACUCCGGGAGCCGGUGACACUUCCCUGCGGCCACAACUUCUGCCUCGCCUGCCUGGUUGCGCUCUGGCCGCACCGGAGUGCGGGCAGCACCGGUGGUUCCGGAGGUCCGGCCCGCUGCCCACUGUGCCAGGAGCCUUUCCCCGACGGCCUGCAGCUCCGCAAGAACCACACGCUGUCUGAGCUGCUACAGCUCCGCCAGGGCUCGGGCCCAGGACCCAUGUCCACCCCGGCUUCAGGCCCCGCCCGGGGCGCGACGCCCGAGCCCUCCGCGCCCAGCGCACCCCCUACGGCUCCGGAGCCUUCGGCUCCCCCCGCGCUGCGCGGCCACCGCCUGGUGCCGCCGCUUCGCCGGCUGGAGGAGAGCCUGUGCCCUCGCCACCUGCGCCCGCUGGAGCGCUACUGCCGCGUGGAGAGGGUGUGCCUGUGCGAGACCUGUGCCGCUCAGGAGCAUCGCGGCCACGAGCUGGUGCCGCUGGAGCAGGAGCGCGCGCUUCAGGAGGCCGAGCAGUCCAAAGUCCUGAGUGCUGUGGAGGACCGCAUGGAUGAACUGGGUGCCAGCAUUGCUCAGACCCGCCGAACCGUGGCCCUCAUCAAGAGUGCGGCCUUGGCAGAGCGGGAGAGGGUGAGCCAGAUGUUUGCCGAGGCCACAGCCACCCUACAGAGUUUCCAGACCGAGGUGCUGGGGUUCAUCGAGGAGGGAGAGGCCACAAUGUUGGGCCGCUCCCAGGGUGACCUGCGUAGACAGGAGGAACAGCGCAGCCGCCUGAGCCGGGCACGUCACAACCUCAGUCAGGUUCCAGAAGCUGACUCAGUCAGCUUUCUUCAGGAACUCCUGACACUACGGCUGGCCCUGGAGGAGGGGUGCGGCCCUGGCCCUGGGCCCCCCAGGGAACUCAGCUUCACCAAGUCCUCCCAAGUGGUCAGAACAUUGAGAGACAUCCUGGUCUCAGCCUGCGCCAGCCAGUGGGAGCAGCUGCGGGGGCGGGGCAGCGAUGAGGACGAGCUGCAGAAACAUGGCUCAGAAGCCGAUGUGGACUCCCAGGACCCUGACAGCACCAACCUGCUGGAGAAUGAGCCUCCCAGGGACUAUUUCCUCAAGUUCGCCUACAUCGUGGACCUGGACAGCGACACGGCAGACAAGUUCCUGCAACUGUUCGGAACCAAGGGCGUCAAGAGGGUAUUAUGUCCCAUCAACUACCCGGAGUCGCCCACCCGCUUCACACACUGUGAGCAGGUGCUAGGAGAGGGGGCCCUGGACCGGGGCACCUACUACUGGGAGGUAGAGAUCAUCGAAGGAUGGGUCAGUGUGGGUGUCAUGGCUGAGGGCUUCUCUCCGCAAGAGCCCUAUGACCGGGGCCGCCUGGGCCGAAAUGCACUCUCGUGCUGUCUGCAGUGGAAUGGGCGUGGCUUCUCGGUCUGGUUCUGCGGGCUGGAGGCCCCACUACCUCACGCUUUUUCACCCACGGUUGGGGUCUGCCUGGAGUAUGCGGACCACGCCCUGGCCUUCUAUGCCGUUCGGGACGGAAAAUUGAGCCUUCUUCGGAGGCUUAAAGCCUCUAAGCCACGCCGCAGUGGUGCCCUGGCCUCCCCCACUGACCCUUUCCAGAGUCGCCUGGACAGCCACUUUUCAGGGCUCUUCAACCACAGGCUCAAGCCUGCCUUCUUCCUGGAGAGUGUGGACGCCCACCUGCAGAUUGGGCCACUCAAGAAAUCAUGUAUAUCCGUACUGAAGAGAAGGUGAGGCCGGCCUGUCUCGUCCUGCAGUGGCCUUGCCCGUAUUUCCCGGGAGAAGAAGGAGCCAGCCUCAGAGACCCCCCACACUGCCAACUGCCCCACUUCCAGAGGUCCCUGCCUUGUAUAACUAGACCUUCCACUUUUCAAGACAGGGGUCCCCGGCGGCCCCUUGCAGGACUUGUUUGGGGAGGAGAACUUCAGCUGGGACAACUCCAGACUGCCCCAGCCCUUCUUUUCCAGGUCUCGAGAACUACCUGGCACACAGUAGGUGCUCAAUAAAUGUUUGUGGCAUGCA